This is a messenger RNA of Trypanosoma grayi, 309 nucleotides long. RefSeq names its product ubiquitin-related modifier (inferred from BLASTP similarity). The coding region runs from base 1 to 309 and encodes 102 amino acids. Gene Ontology annotation, biological process: tRNA thio-modification; protein urmylation. NCBI's taxonomy places the organism in Eukaryota, Euglenozoa, Kinetoplastea, Trypanosomatida, Trypanosomatidae. Gene Ontology annotation, cellular component: cytoplasm; nucleus. The record is from RefSeq and is a predicted model, not a curated record. The transcript has a single exon. Gene Ontology annotation, molecular function: protein tag activity.
AUGUCGUGCCACCAACGCAUCACCGUGCAGUUUGCCGGAGGCUGCGAGUUGCUCUUCGACAAGCAGACGGCGUUGCAGCUGGACGGGGUUGUCCCUCACGAAAUGACAGUCAACGGACUGGUGCAGCUACUGAAGGCAGACUAUGUGAAGGAGAGGCCUGAUCUUUUUGUUGACCCCACUGGAACGGCGCUCCGUCCAGGGAUUCUCGUACUGGUGAAUGCAUGUGAUGCGGAUGUCCUGGGUGGAUCGGACUACGUGCUGUGCGAUGGCGACACCAUCGAGUUCAUCUCGACACUGCACGGUGGUUGA